AUGACAGACGAGGCAACAGUCCUUGACAUUGAGGAAACGAUAUCUGAGACCAAAGAUUCUAGUAUAAAAAGUAAAACUGGAUGGUUUCAAAAUCUGAUAUUAUGGAUACAUUUAUUUUGGACAAAACUACGUGAUUUCGUAAGGUGUCUAAGACUGCGGGUUUGCAAUUGGUGCUCGUUCGCCUGUUUUGAGAAACUGAACAUUACAGGGUUUUUCACAGGCAAAGGAAGAGCCGAAAAUCUCACCUGUGAGCAAGACAUCAUCAACUUCCUCAACAAUAACCGCAGCAAAGUAACCGGAGACAAGAGCAAACCCAAGGAAAUUGAGCGAAUAGCUUAUGCACCUUGUGAAUUUUUUAUGGCUUCAAGACCACCUGGGUCCAGUCCUAAUUCCCAGGAAGACUCUGCCGAGUAUCUCAGAUUCCUUCUAAACAGAUUGCAAGAAGAGGAGAAAUCAACACAGAAUUCAACACCUCGGAGCACAGAACUGGGGAAGGAAGAAAAAACUGUGAUAGAAAGCAUGUUUGGGGGAAAGCUGAAAACAAACACUUGGUGUAAGACCUGCAAAAGCACCUCCCAGAAGAGAGAAGGUUUCACUGAUCUUCAUCUGGCUUUCUCUUCAUUUGUCAAACCAGCACCGGUAAUGGCAUGCUCUACCGAGGAAAAACAUUACGAUUCUGUUACAAUCAAUAUGACCCCAGCUGCAGAAUCACCCACUAGCAACAUCUCAUGUCAAAAAACUGGAGAGGAAAAGACACAGGAAACACCUACAGUAAAAGACCUUCUAACUAGUUUCCUGGCACCAGAGGUUCUCGAUGGAGAUAACAAGUAUCAGUGUCAAACAUGUUCUUCCCUCCAGACAGCAGAAAGGACUAAGAUGAUCGUGGAAGAGCCACAAUAUCUCAUUUUAACUUUACUGCGAUUUGCCUAUGAUACAAUCUGCAAUGUGAAGCGUAAGAUAUUGGAUCCUGUGUCCAUUCCACUCGUACUGGAUUUGCCUGUAAAGAGAUCAACAUCUCGGGCUGCAUCAGCAGAUCAGACACUGGAGAGUGAGAAUAGAAGACCUGAGGUAGAAGACCUGUCACAUAACCAACAACAAGUGCCCUAUGUUUUAAAUUCUGUUGUGGUCCAUUCUGGGUUAUCAUCUGACAGUGGUCAUUAUUAUUCUUAUGCGAGGGACAUAUCUGAUAAUUCAGGGUGUUCACAUUCUGAAAAACACUCUUCGACCCUCGGCUCUGUGAAUGGAAAUGAAGAAUGGUUUCUGUUUGAUGACAGCAGUGUUUCCAGGAAAACAACACACUUCAUAUUAAACAGACAGCCUUCCCUGGCAACACCAUAUAUACUGAUUUAUAAAAAAUCCAACUGUGGGGAGACGCAAAGUGUUUAG
Messenger RNA from Pelobates fuscus (common spadefoot toad), 1386 nucleotides. RefSeq names its product ubiquitin carboxyl-terminal hydrolase 38-like. The transcript is spliced from 3 exons. NCBI's taxonomy places the organism in Eukaryota, Metazoa, Chordata, Amphibia, Anura, Pelobatidae. Gene Ontology annotation, molecular function: cysteine-type deubiquitinase activity. Gene Ontology annotation, biological process: protein deubiquitination. The record is from RefSeq and is a predicted model, not a curated record. Gene Ontology annotation, cellular component: nucleus; cytosol. Bases 1 to 1386 code for a protein of 461 amino acids.